GACCUUCAAUUAAAAGAAAAAAAUUAGUGGUUGUAUCAUUGUCGGUAUUUAUUUGAUCUUUUUAACGAUAUCCAUUAUCUGAUAUUUUAUUCUUUAAUUCUGUAGUAGAAGGGAUUGAAAAACGACCCUUGUACAAGAUUACAUUGUAGUUUGAGAUUACCCGUGACGUCAUGGUAGAGCGGUGAAUUUAAUCAUUGCAUAUGGUUGUGGAAAUUUAUUGAGCGUGUUUUGAGCUGAUAAACAUGAACCUGAACUCACAAGAUGGAGCUCGGAGGAAACUCAAGUUCACUUCAUCGUCACAGACAGUGUACUACCUCGAUAUUUCUUCUUGUAAACUCAGAGUUAAAACUGUGCAGAGAAUCUUGUCAUUGCAUGGGAAAAUCGAGGAGUUUUUGUCAAAAGAAGUGAAUCUAGUGCUUACAGAUAGAGACGCCAUUUGCACUGAAGAAGAAGAGAUUCCUUCAAACACCGAUGUAAAACAAAGAACGAUGCCACUGAGCCGAGGAAGGGCUCUUUUGAUGAAGGCUGCAAAACAGAAAAAUCUUCCUAAUGAUCCUGUACGAUACGCCCAAACGUUGGGUGUAAACAUCCAGAAAGUCUCAACUUUUCUGAAGGACACAGAAUUUGUGAAAGAAAAGAGAAGUUGGAACAGGAGAGGUGAGAUGAAUGGAAUACAACCCUUGUCCUGGUCAGAGAAAGAUAACUGCCCGGUUGUGAGGUCAAAGAAAGCGAACUGUCCAAUCGUGAAAUGUGAAGACAUAAAGAAAAAUUACAAACCUCUUAUCAAGCUCUUUCAUGCAUUUCCACAAGCUAGGUAUGAUUCUGAAUUAAUUUCUCCUUUUGACAAAACUAUCAUGUUGUGUCGAAAAUCAAAAGAAAAUGUGAAUCGUUAUGCAGUGCCUAGACAGUCUGUACAAGUUUCCAACAAAGCGGUAUACUGUGAAGCCUGUGAUUGUUGGUUUAAAUGCUCAUUGAGACAACACUUACACAGUGAAAAACAUUUGAUUUUCACCAGAAACCCAACCAAUUAUAGAGCACUAGAUGAAAUCAUGGAAAAGGUGCCACCUUUAGAAAUGUUUAUAAAGAAAUUCAGUCUCGUUGAAGGGACAUCAGACGACACCACAAUCAAGGAAAAUUCAUCAUAUCCUGAAUCUUUGCUUGUUGUGAGCACUCCAGAGGAAGAAAUGUCACAGAACAAAGAAACAAAACUUUAUGUGUUUGAUAGCUGUUCUGCGGGGAAAACCUUCAUAAAAACUACAGUCAAUUUCACUAAAAAAACUAAAACUAUUUGUAAUGAAUGUGGAUUUGAAACUGAAAGUAACUCUAAAGAAGACUUGUCUGUUAGAUUAAAUUGUAAGUCAUCAGUGAAAGACACAACAAAUCAACAAUCCCCAAUCAAAGACACAGCUAGUCAACAAUCAGCAGAUACAGCCAAUCAACAGUCAGCAGACACAACCAAUCAACAAUCAGCAGACACAACCAAUCAACAAUCAGCAGACACAACCAAUCAACAAUCAGCAGACACAACCAGUCAACAAUCAGCAGACACAACCAAUCAACAAUCAGCAGUUAAAGACACAACCAAUCAACUAUCAGCCGACACAACGAGUGUACAAUCAGCAGACACAACCAUUCAACAAUCAGCAGUUAAAGACACAACCAAUCAACAAUCAGCAGUUAAAGACACAACCAAUCAACAAUCAGCAGUUAAAGACACAACCAAUCAACAAUCAGCAGACACAAUAAGUCUACAAUCAGCAAAGACAACCAAUCAACAAUCAGCAGACACAACAAGUCUACAAUCAGCAGACACAAUCAAUCAACAAUCAGCAGACACAACCAAUCAACAAUCAGCAGUUAAAGACACAACCAAUCAACAAUCAGCAGACACAACCAAUCAACAAUCAGCAGACACAACAAGUCUACAAUCAGCAGACACAACCAAUCAACAAUCAGCAGUUAAAGACACAACCAAUCAACAAUCAGCAGACACAACCAAUCAACAAUCAGCAGACACAACCAAUCAACAAUCAGCAGACACAACCAAUCAACAAUCAGCAAUUAAAGACACAACCAAUCAACAAUCAGCAGACACAACCAAUCAACAAUCAGCAGUUAAAGACACAACCAAUCAACAAUCAGCAGACACAACCAAUCAACAAUCAGCAGACACAACCAAUCAACAAUCAGCAGAUACAACCAGUCAACAAUCAGCAAUUAAAGACACAACCAAUCAACAAUCAGCAGACACAACAAGUCUACAAUCAGCAAACACAACCAAUCAACAAUCAGCAGUUAAAGACACAACCAAUCAACAAUCAGCAGACACAGCCAAUCAACAAUCAGCAGACACAAACAAUCAACAGUCAGCAGACACAACCAAUCAACAAUCAGCAGACACAACGAGUGUACAAUCAGCAGACACAACCAAUCAACAAUCAGCAGUUAAAGACACAACCAAUCAACAAUCAGCAGACACAACCAAUCAACAAUCAACAGACACAACCAAUCAACAAUCAGCAGAUGCAACCAAUCAACAAUCAGCAGACACAACCAAUCAACAAUCAGCAGACACAACCAGUCAACAAUCGGCAGUUAAAGACACAACCAAUCAACAAUCAGCAGAUACAACCAAUCAACAAUCAGCAGUUAAAGACACAACCAGUCAACAAUCAGCCGACACAGCCAGUCAACAAUCACAAGACACAACCAAUCAACAAUCAGCAGACGCAACCAAUCAACAAUCAGCAGUUAAAGACACAACCAAUCAACAAUCAGCAGUUAAAGAUACAACCAAUCAACAAUCAGUAGUUAAAGGCACAGUUACUCAAAGGUCACCAGUUAAAGACACAACCAAUCAACAAACAGCAGUUAAAGACACAGCUACUCAAAGGUCACCAGUUAAAGACACAACCAAUCAACAAACAGCAAUUAAAGACACAACCAAUCAAAGGUUACCACUUAGUAGCAUAGCAAAUCAAGACUCACUUGUCAGAAAUCCAACAAAUCAAGGAGUGCUUGAACACAAAACAUCAGAAUGUGAAGGAACAACCUCACAAAGACAGGACAAUAAAUCCUCAAAGAGGAUACAGUCAGACAUUUACUUCAGUCCCAUACACUCCCCAAAUUACAUGCCAGAUUAUCUUAGCUUUGCGGACCUGGCCAACCGCUGGAUGGCAGACAUCAGAUCUGCAUGUGCUGCCAAACAUGCCAAGAGGGAGACAUUUAAAGCUAUCUCCGUUCAAGAACAGCAUGUCACUGUCUCGGCUUGGGAGAAUAUUUUAGAAAACGAAUCGAAAUCUGUCUCAGUUGCAGAUUGUGAGAAGAGUAUACUUAAUACUGACAUAGUGAAUGUUUCUUCUGUAGUUUCUAUUUCCCAUCUUACAACUUCAAGUGUCAGCCUUGUUCAACAUGUGAAUAAAGUGGAUGUAGCCUCAAAUACUGACAUCCCAUACAAACAUCAUGAAAAGUUACUGAAUAAGAAACCAAUUAUCUUAAGUGAUGUUAGCAAAGAAAACAUCUAUGGACCGAUCACAAACAAAAUACCACGGUCAGAUGUCCAUCCUAAGGCCCCUGUCAGUAGGAAACUGUCCUACUCCCCAUGUGUCAGCAAUUCUGACAGCAUUCCACCACUAAGUGUCACAUCAGAAGACAAGGAGAACCAGUCAACUAUACCUUAUUACCCGGAACCAGUACAACAACCAAUCAAAAUCAAGAUCCACCUGAACAGUCUGAAGGACACUCCUGAUGUACAACUUGUCAGGUCCCACAGGAAACGUGGAAAACUUCUCAGGGGUACUUCAUCUAGUGUGUACUGUGCUGUUCAACAAAGUGACAUGAAACUUAAACUGUGCAAGGUCAAGGUCACUCCAGUACAACAGAAUGGGGAUUUGCGUCACUACUGGAAGGUACGCAAAUCUGGAGGUUGUCGACUUGUGUUCAGUGCGGAGAAAAGAAAGGCUAGUGAUGAUGGCAAUGAUACGCCUUUAGCAUCCAAAAGGAAACGCAUCGAUGUGAUGUAGCCAUGACGUGAAUUCUGUAAAUAUGGUUGUAACUAGAAUUAUUUUCAAAAUAGUUUUUGUGAAUCAGGUUAUGAUUAGAAUGGUCUUUCCAAUAUAAACAUAUCAAUGGGGGAGGGGGGAUCCAUCUUGCAUAAAGUGUACUGCUUAUUAUUGAAAGUUAGAAAAUUUGAUACAUGAAUACAUACAUUACGCAGGGGUUUUCCUCUAUAUUUUAAUUUCACUCUUAAACAUUUUUACCUGUAUCUGGAUUUCUGUGCAAUACUGGGUUCUAUUACCACAUUCAUCCUAUUGAGCACCCUGGGAGCUUUGAAAGUUGGAAAAGACAAUUAUUUAGAACUUUGUUUUGGAAUCUUUUUCAGUGAAAUUUUGACUUUGAGAAAUGUUGAAACAGAUAUCAAAUGCUAAAUGAGUUAUUGUUGUACUUUCCUUUGUGAUAAUAUAAUCUAUUCAGCUCUUAUUCACCGAUUUAUUAUUUCAAAUUAUCAAAACAACAUAGUAAAUAUAUACAAAAAUGUAGUUGCUAUUACGGAUAUAAGGUAAGUCAUACUAUAUUCAAAUUGGAGUUUAAGAAAGACCCAGGGGCACUCAUAUGGGCAAGUAGGGGCGCUCAAUAGGAUGAAUACUGUAAUGAUGAGCUAAAUGUUUUCUAUGAUUUGAUGUUCGUGGUGCUCAAUAUGAUAGAGAUUAUCUUUCAUGUUCAAGUUAUUAUGAUCUCAUUGGGAAAAAAGUUUGUAUCAUUAAAAAUAUAUGAAAUGUAGAACAUAAUUCAUGCCUUAUUUAUCUACUUAACAACCCCCCCCCCCCUUUUUUUUUAAUAUUGAAUUUCCCAGUAGUAUUUGAUGCUACCAGUAAUUCUAAGACUCAGUAUCGAAUUACAUUUUGUGAUUAAAGACCUGAGUCUAUAAACUACUAUAUACAUAUGAUGUUCCUCUAUUUACCUAUAUCUUUGCGUGCAAUACAUUGUUUUGGCAUUAAUAAGCUAAUUUUUCUAUACAUUUUUUCAUGCUUAGUUUUUUUUUGUUUUUUGUUCUAAUUUGUGCAAUGUAAAUCACAUACUUUGUCCAUUUAUUGAUAAAUCCAUAUUUUGCAUUUGUUCAAAUCAAAAGUUAGUUCUACUUUUGAUAGGUGAUAAUGUAUAUUUUUUUUUAAAAACAAGGAAAUUGAAAUGAAUUCUUGGAAAUUAUAUACAUGUAUGUGCAUGUUUUAUUAAUUUUUGUGGAAAAAACCAUAUUUACCACUUUUGCAGCAUUUUUUGCAAAUAUGACACGACAUUUGUUGUCCAGUGUUGGUUGGUGUUUUUUUAUCAUUUAUUGAUGUCAUAUAUUACAAUUACAUGGAUAAGAGAGUUGUAUACACAUUGUUUACAUCGUCAUUCUAGAGGCAGUGUAAAUCUAAACCAUCUGACCAUACAGUAACGUUAAUCACUCAAGAUUGUAAAUCUAUUUUGUUGUUUAUGAUGUCAUAUUGGAGGUCUUUUUAGGAAUCCAAGAAAACGAUGUUUCUUCACAAUUUUUAUGUGAAAAUUUCAGGGUGUUUUAAGUAAAGAUCAGACCCACGAUAUUUUGUAAUAACGGAAUUAUUUGAGAAGUAAAAUGAGGUAACUCUGUAUCGAAUAGGGAUUAUUCUUUGAAACAUCAAUAUGAUAUAUAAUCCUACAUUAGAAAGUAUUUAUUUCAUGAUAUCUAAAAUUUGUGGAAGUUUUACGAUUAUGUUAAAAAAAUUAAAUCUCAGAAAAGUGACUGUAUAUAUACUUAUUUCCAACUGCAGUGAAGGAAAAAUAUCCAUAGUCGAGUUGUCUAAUAGUGAAGGGAAAAUAUCCAUAGUCGAGUUGUCUAAUAGUGAAGGGAAAAUAUCCAUAGUCGAGUUGCACAUGUCUAAUGGCUUUUUUUAUUUUAUUCAUGUGCCCGAUCAGAUUGUCUACUGUUGCAAUUAUAUAUUAUCGAUGGAUAAAAAUGUCAAUGUUCAUACCUGGUAUUUUACGGACAUAAUAAAGGAGUAAUUUUAUGACUAAAAUAUCGUAUUUACAAGUUUUGAUUGUGAUUUCUGGUUUUUGAUAAUGUUUAACGGUCGUUUAAUUGUCAUAUUCUCUUUCAGACCAAAUGAGUUUUUAAAAAUAUAUAUUGGGAGCAGUUUUUAUUCAAUCUAUUUUUAGCUGAUGGUUUUGAAGAUGCUGAUGAUUUUAACAGCUAACUUUGAAUGAAACUAUGGUACUUUGCCUAUUUUUUAUACAAGAAGCCUGAAAUAAAGUUGUUAUAAAUA
Messenger RNA from Ostrea edulis (European flat oyster), 6281 nucleotides. RefSeq names its product dentin sialophosphoprotein-like. Gene Ontology annotation, molecular function: nucleic acid binding; zinc ion binding. Bases 243 to 4022 code for a protein of 1259 amino acids. The record is from RefSeq and is a predicted model, not a curated record. NCBI's taxonomy places the organism in Eukaryota, Metazoa, Mollusca, Bivalvia, Ostreida, Ostreidae. The transcript is spliced from 2 exons.